AUGGGACAGAAGAGUGAGAUCGACACGUCCACCCUUGCGGUCGGUCGAGGCACGGAUGCCGACUCCGGGCUGACCGAGUCUCGGGAAGAGCUGGUAAAACCUAUCAAGACAUGGAAAGGAUACCUAUGGGACACAUGGGAUCUUCCUUCGGACCAGCGCAGGUUGCUCUUCAAGGUUGAUGCUUUCGUACUCACAUUUGCCUCGAUUGGCUAUUUUCUGAAGAACAUCGACCAGACGAAUAUCAACAAUGCAUUCCUCAGUGGUAUGAAGGAGGACCUGUCGAUGUACGGCAAUGAACUCGUUACUAGCACCUCGAUUUGGACUGUUGGAUACGUUAUUGGACAGAUUCCCUCUAACCUGAUACUUACAAGAGUUUCUCCUCGAUGGGUUAUCCCAGCACUUGAAGUAGGUUGGGGUAUAGCCACUAUCUGCACUGCAUCAGUCCAGUCCUACCGAUCCUUGUACGCUUUGCGAUUCCUCGUUGGCCUGUUUGAGUCUGGCUUCUAUCCUGGUAUUCACUACCUUCUUGGCUCAUGGUACACUCCUCAAGAGAUCGGCAAGCGGGCCAUGAUCUUCUGGCUAGCCGGCUCCAUUGGCAACAUGUUCAGCGGAUUCCUUCAAGCCGCUGCAUAUACAAACUUAAAUGGCGUCCAUGGACACGCAGGCUGGCGCUGGCUUUUCAUCGUUGAUGGGAUCAUCACCAUACCUCUUGCGCUGCUAGGCUUCUUUUUCUUUCCAAACCUGCCACAGAGCGGUAAGAGGACCUGGUGGACGACUGAAGAGGAGCAUAUCCUUUCGGUUCAGCGAAUGCAAGCUAUCGGACGGGCUGGAAAGUCCAAGUGGACCAGGCAAAAAGUGAAGAAACUCGUGCUUAGUUGGGAGUUCUACCUUUUGCCAUUACUCUACGUCGUAUGGAACAAUGCCGUUCCCCAGGCUGGCAUGGGCUAUUGGCUAAAGAGCUUCAAUUCAAAUCCGCCCCCUCUACCGGGGACUUCGUUUACGGUGCCGGAAAUCAACAACUUGCCAAUUCCCACAACUGGAAUAUUCGUCGGCAUGGCCCUUGUUUGGGGUUGGCUUUCAGAUGGACCAUUCAAAAGGUUGAGAUGGCCAUUCAUCUACGCAGGUGCUAUCAUAUCGCUCAUCUUUAUUGUUCUACUUCGCCAGAUGCCACUUUAUGAGAAUGUGAACGAUAGAAAGAUAGUCUACUGGCUGAGUAACAUUGGUAUGGGAGCUGGGCCACUUAUCCUGAGUUGGAUCAACGAGAUCUGCUCGCACGACACAGAAAAGAGAGCCUUAUUGAUUGCCAUGGCGAAUGAUCUUGCUUAUGUUGUACAAGCCAUCGCUCCAAAUUUCGUCUGGGCAACGGUGGAUUUCCCUGCAGCUCAAAAGGGUUACCUUUUCACAGCAGUACUCCAAGUCUUGACUAUCGUGGUAUGCGCUGCCAUUCAAGUGAUGCUUAGAAUAGACAAAAAGCGUUCUCAAACCAGUGAUACCUCUUCAAUCGCUCAAAACGAUGAAGUCGCAUCUCAGGGAGAUAUUUCCAGCGAGAAAGCUCAAGAGUCAAAGGUGUGA
Molecule: messenger RNA, 1572 nt
Organism: Neoarthrinium moseri
Lineage: Eukaryota; Fungi; Ascomycota; Sordariomycetes; Amphisphaeriales; Apiosporaceae
Exons: 11
Coding region: 1-1572 (523 amino acids)
Biological process (GO): transmembrane transport
Cellular component (GO): membrane
Molecular function (GO): transmembrane transporter activity
Source: RefSeq, a predicted model, not a curated record